Physcomitrium patens is the source of this 1504-nucleotide messenger RNA. Its product is annotated as peroxidase P7. Gene Ontology annotation, molecular function: heme binding; peroxidase activity. Gene Ontology annotation, biological process: hydrogen peroxide catabolic process; response to oxidative stress. NCBI's taxonomy places the organism in Eukaryota, Viridiplantae, Streptophyta, Bryopsida, Funariales, Funariaceae. The record is from RefSeq and is a predicted model, not a curated record.
AGGAGACAUAAUUCAGUCCCACAUACUGCGUGGAAAGCCGAGAGCUUUUCGACAGGGCUUCUUCGAUAAGCUCCGGAGAACUGUCACUGUAAAAGGCCGCUGCUGGAACCCCCAUUCUCCUUGUUGGGGCCUUUUUACGUCGAAUUGCAAGGGUCACUGACUGUUCGACUUGGUUGAUGAAGGCGAUGGGGGCUUCGGGAGCUGUGAUGGCGGUGCGGGUUCUGUCGGUUGUGGUGCUGCUGGCGGUAGUGUCUACCGUCGGCGCUGAAGCUGUAGUAGCUUCGGGUUUGUUAACCACGGACUACUACGCCCGUUCGUGCCCUCGACUCUCCUCAAUUGUCAAGGAAGAGGUUCAGAAGGCUGUGAAGGUCGAGAAACGGAUGGCGGCUUCCCUUGUUCGCCUCCAUUUUCAUGAUUGCUUCGUCCAUGGAUGCGAUGGGUCAAUUCUAUUGGAUGAUACGGCAACUUUCAUCGGAGAAAAGACUGCAGCCGCAAAUAACAAUUCAGCAAGAGGUUUUGAGGUGAUUGACGGUAUUAAGGCCAAGUUAGAGGAGGCUUGUCCAAAAACAGUGUCGUGUGCGGAUAUUCUUGCACUCGCUUCGAGGGACUCUGCUGUUGAGGUGGGAUUGUCCGAGAGAUAUCCAGUGUUCGUCGGUCGUCUCGACAGCCUGAACGCAAGUCGCGAUGAAGCCAAUUUAAGACUACCAUCUCCUCGAGCCAAUUACAGCGAACUAAAAAAGAACUUUGAAUUUCAAGGACUUAACGAAGUUGAUCUUAUCGCACUCUCAGGUGCUCACACAAUUGGCAAAGUCAGAUGCCAGAUUGUCAGGCUCUUCCUGAACGACACCGACACCAACGCUGAAUUCCGCAGUAACCUUGCUAAAGAGUGUCCAGCGGGUGGAGACGACUUCAAAUUGCAAAACCUGGAUCUUAAAACCCCUGAAAAAUUCGACAAUAACUAUUUCAAGAAUUUGCGAAGAGGCGAGGGUAUUAUCCGAAGCGAUCAGACGCUGUGGAGCACGCCGGGCAUUAAUCAAGCCAUUGUCUGGGACUUUGCUCGCAAUCAGAAGACUUUCUUCCGACAGUUUGCCUUCAGUACCAUCAAGAUGGGCAAUAUCAGACCUCCCGCUGGCACAAAGGGAGAAAUCAGAGAGAAUUGCAGGGCGGUGAACUCUGCUCCCCUUGUUGCAUCCGAGUAGUCCUCUGUGCUUGGUGAUCCGCCUUGGUGGCAGGAUUAAGCAUUUCGAAAGUGGUCAUCAGUAGCUGUUGUACUUAAUAACUUUAAUGCACACAAUUAUAUGUUCAGAUGAUGUUGGUAUUUCUCAGAGAGUGCCUUGAAUAUCUCUGAACCAUCAGAACCUGCCUUGACCGAAGUAGUCAUUGUCGGGCUUACGUGCAUACUUCGGCUGGGGAAAAUAUACUCGUCUUCGAGUGAGUACUAACUUUUCAACCUUAAGUUAUAUUUGCCAAGUAUCCACUGUUGGGGUAGGCCUACCUCUCCUCA